Molecule: messenger RNA, 772 nt
Organism: Nannochloropsis gaditana CCMP526
Product: transmembrane emp24 domain trafficking protein 2
Exons: 1
Coding region: 19-681 (220 amino acids)
Biological process (GO): intracellular protein transport; endoplasmic reticulum to Golgi vesicle-mediated transport; Golgi organization
Cellular component (GO): endoplasmic reticulum-Golgi intermediate compartment; Golgi apparatus; endoplasmic reticulum
Source: RefSeq, a predicted model, not a curated record
ACAACAGCGUGAGGGCCCAUGUGGAGAUUUUUGUUCUGGCGGUCUGCAAGAAUACCGUCGCGAAGCCUACUCGUCGUGCUCUCUCUCCUACUCCUUAUCCUUCUCCUCAAGCCUGCCACUUCGUUCACCGUCGAAGUUGCCCCAGGCACAGUAGAAUGCUACAUUACAGUGGCUACUCAAGGCGAUGAUUUCUUAGGUAAUUUCGAGGUACUGACGGGGGGCAGCUAUGCCCCUGUGGAAGUGACCGUCGAAGGCCCUGAUGGGAAGCUUUUGUGGCGAGCAGCAGACAAGUCUGAGGAAACAUUUUCUUUCGAGGCCGAGGAGAACGGGGAUCAUACCUUGUGUAUAAGUAAUGGUGCAAGAGGGCGGGCUGACGAUGGGAUACCUCGAUUGGUGGGCUUCUCGUUUCGGACGGACGUGCUAGUAGACGAGGCGAUAGCAAGCGAGCAGAGCAUCCGGCGCCUGAUAGAACUCGGAAAUUCUCUCACGAAAGGUUUGACCAAUGUGAUGGAUCAUCAAAGCUACAUGCGACAGCGUGAGGAUCUGCAUGCCUCGACGAUGGAAAGCAUUGGCUCCCGAGUACUGAUUUGGACGGUAGUGGAAGCAGUUGUCCUGGUUGGAAUGGCUGUUUGGCAAAUAUCUAUCAUUUCCAAAUUUUUCGAGGUUCGUCGGGCCGUUUGAUGAAUGCAAGGAUAGUUUGUAAGGAGAAAAUGGGGGUUGGAAGUCAUUUUGCGAUCAAAGGCUAAGAUGGAAAAGUCGAGAUGUGUAGUCG